Clonostachys byssicola is the source of this 1629-nucleotide messenger RNA. The record is from the annotation of a GenBank genome assembly. Lineage: Eukaryota; Fungi; Ascomycota; Sordariomycetes; Hypocreales; Bionectriaceae.
AUGUCCGUACCGGUCGUAGAGAAGCCCGAAGAUGGCCUGGAUUUGUCCAAGGCCGAGUCCAAUCGUCAAGGCGAAGUUAUAUCCGACAACGAGCUCCAUCGUGACUUGAAACCACAUCAGGUCUUCAUGUUCUCUAUUGCCUGUGCAAUUGGAACUGGCCUGGUCAUUGGAACUGGCCCUGCGUUGACCAAGGGCGGCCCGGGAAGUCUGCUCAUCGCAUAUAUUCUGAUGGGCGCUGCAGUCUUUUUCGUCAUGACGGCUCUUGGCGAGAUGGCCGCUUUCCUACCAAUGAACAAAGGGUUUGGUGGCUACGCAACUCGCAUGGUCGAUCCGGCGCUUGGUUUUGCCACUGGCUGGAAUUACUUUAUCAAAUACGUCGUCGUUCUUCCGACAAACUUAACCGCUGCCGGGUUAGUCAUCCAGUAUUGGAGGCCUGACCUUAAUGUUGCCAUUUGGAUUGCUGUGUUUGGGGCUGUUGUUGUCUUCAUUAACUUGCUGCAUGUCAACACUUUUGGGGAAACUGAAUUUUGGUUUGGAUUCAUCAAAAUUCUAGUUAUGACUACCCUUAUCUUGACUUGCCUAGUUGUUUCACUCGGCGGAGCUCCAAACCACUUUCGGUCUGGGUUCUAUUACUGGCAAAGCCCAGGAGCAUUUGCCAAAUAUCUUUUGGAUGGCCCAAAAGGAUAUUUCCUUGGUUUCUGGGCAAGUGUCUGCCAGGCCUUGUUUGCCUUCAUUGGUUGCGAAGUUGUAGGAAUGACCUUCGGCGAGACCCCGAACCCUCGAAAGAACAUCCCAAAGGCCGUCAACCAGACCUUUUGGCGUAUUACAGUCUUCUAUAUUCUCGGUGUGUUGGUACUAGGCAUGGCCGUUCCAUACAACGACCCUCAGUUGCUGGGAGCGACGAAACAAUCUACAAGCGCUGCUGCUUCUCCUUUCGUUGUUGCCAUGAACGUCGGUAGAAUCAAGGUCCUCCCGGACAUUAUCAACGCUUCUUUACUUGUCUUCACACUAAGCGGCGCAAGUUCCGAUAUCUACUGUGCAUCCAGAUCCCUUUAUGGAUUGGCCAGAGAUGGUCAAGCACCUCAAAUAUUUGCCAAAACCGUCAAGAGCGGGAGUCCAAUUUACGGCGUUGCUAUUUCUGCCUGCUUUAUCGCACUCGGUUUCAUGAACGCUUCCAAGUCUGCAUCAACAGUAUUCGGCUACUUGGUCAGCCUGGUCACAAUCUUUGCGGUUUGGAACUGGGUCGCCUUGCUCGUGUCUUACAUCAGCUUUCGCCGUGCACUAAAGGCACAGGGAAUUUCUGUAAAGGAACUUCCCUAUGUCGGACUUUUGCAACCUUAUGGGGCGUAUUAUUCUUUGUUCAUUUGCAUUCUAAUUAUCCUUUUCAGCGGAUACGAUGCGUUCAUUCCUUACUUCAAAGCGGAUAUUUUCGUGUUAAAGUAUAUCGGCACUGCCAUUUUUCUCCUCAAUAUUACAUGGUGGAAGAUCUUCAAACGCACAAAAUGGGUGAGACCUGAAGAUGUGGAUUUGGUGACCGGUCGACGAGAGUAUGGUGAAAGAGAGAGCCCCACCGACAACGAUUGGAAUACGGGGUUUUGGAAGACCUUCAUCGCUCGGCACAAGAAAUAG